This is a messenger RNA of Emericellopsis cladophorae, 2013 nucleotides long. Its product is annotated as serine/threonine-protein kinase-like protein. The record is from RefSeq and is a predicted model, not a curated record. Gene Ontology annotation, molecular function: ATP binding; protein kinase activity. The coding region runs from base 1 to 2013 and encodes 670 amino acids. The transcript is spliced from 3 exons. Lineage: Eukaryota; Fungi; Ascomycota; Sordariomycetes; Hypocreales; Bionectriaceae. Gene Ontology annotation, biological process: protein phosphorylation.
AUGUCCUUGAUCCCCUAUCAGCCUCAGGAGGGUCGUGAGAUUGUUCUCCGCCAUCGAAACGCGAUCGUUGUCCGCGAUUCAACAUCCCAUCGCCUCGAGAUUCGGGGCCUCACCGAAUGUCCGACAUGUCGUCGCCCCUUUCCACGCGGCAGCAGCAAUACGGACCGCUCCUUUGAAUCGUCCUAUGACCAACCCACCGGCGACUCGUACGUGGACCCCGAUUACUUCCGCAUGCUGCAGGCGGGAACCCGCGAGUCUCAACCACCAGAAGAUCCACCGAGCUCAGUCAAGCGGUUAUUUCAACCCCCUGCGUUGGGGCACGCGUCGCGGACGCCCCCUCCAACAAGCGUCGAUGAGCCUGAAAGCACCGAAUUCCUCUCGAGCAGCCCUGGUAUCUCACAGAGCGAAGGAACGAGCAUUCGGAAGCAAGCCUUCAGCCCAGGCUACUUUAAAACUUUCUUCAAGGAGGAGAAGGUUCUAGGGAAGGGCGGCAAAGGGGUCGUCCUGCUCGUGCGACAUGAGAUUGACAAUUGCGACCUAGGGCACUUCGCUUGCAAGCGCGUCCCUGUCGGCGAUGACCACACGUGGCUCGAAAAGGUCCUUGUCGAGGUCGGUCUUCUCAACAAACUUUCACAUCCGAAUUUGGUGUCUUACCGACACGUUUGGCUCGAGAGCACGCGCUUGACGAGAUUUGGUCCUAGCGUUGCCUGCGCGUUCAUUCUGCAGCAGUAUUGCAACGGGGGUGACCUGCAUCAGUACAUCGUUGGCAGUGCGCCAAGGGAGGCUACAACGGAAGAGCUCAAGGCGCAGAUGCGCAGGCGCUCCAAAGGACACGCAGAGAGGCCGCAGGAUGUUCUUGGUGGCAGUCGGCAACUUUCCUUCGAGGAGAUCUAUUCCCUGUUCAGGGAUAUCACGUCUGGUGUAGCGUAUCUGCACAGCAACAACUACAUCCACCGCGACCUGAAGCCAAACAAUUGUCUUCUGCACCGGGAAGGCGGGAAGCUGCGCUGUCUGAUCAGUGAUUUUGGCGAGGUGCAGCCUGAACAUGCAAUCCGCAACUCCACAGGGUCGACGGGGACCAUCUCGUAUUGCGCGCCAGAGGUGCUGCAGCAAGACGAAUCCGGGCAGUUUGGCAACUUCACGACCAAAUCGGACAUAUUCUCUCUAGGCAUGAUUCUCUACUUCAUAUGCUUUGGAGCAUUGCCGUACCGAAGCGCCAAUGCGAUACAGGAAGAGCUCGAGGACUAUGACGAAUUGCGUGCUGAGAUCAGCGAGUGGAAGGGAUUCCAAGACGAGCGUCGCAAGAGAGAUGACCUACCCCCAAGACUGUACACGUGGCUGAAAAGGCUUCUAUCCCUGGAUCCGCUCGAAAGACCCAGCGCGAGCGAGGUGUUGAGCGCGUUGAGAGGUGAAAGUGUGUUUGGAAAUAACAGUCACGAUCGCGUGCAGAAUCUGGACUCGCCAGCCAGAGGCAGCACCCCUGUCCCAGGGUCUACAGGUCUAGAGAAGCCACGCGCGCCGCAUGUUCUGAGCACCGUGGAGCGGCCGCAUCCUCUGGCUUUGGUGCAAAAUCAAGAGUAUGCCGAGAAUGAGACGUCGUCGCCAGAUGCAUUACGGUCGCCUCCAUUGUUGAUGGCACCUCCCAGGAGCAUCAUGACUGAGCUACGGCACCAGACAAAUCUGUUCCUGGUCGCCACUGGAUUUGAUGGAGAUACUUUGAAUCAAGGCAUCCGUCUCGGAUUCUUCCUCGUCAAGAUUCUGACAUUGCUGCGUCCUUGCUGGCCGUAUACUGUCCGCCUCGACGUGGGCGUGCCUUUACUUCUGGUUGCCGCACUAGACAUGCGGGUGCCCUCGUCCGGUGAGUACCAACUGGCGAGACAAAGCUCUGAAGGAGAUAUUGAGUUCGGACCGUCGCGAUGGCGAGGUCUACUGUCAAGCCUGGUAAUGAUUGCGCUGCACGCAAUGUGUUUGUGGAUCGCCGGGUCGCAAGAUGCACUUUGCGCUUUGUCGUAG